CAGAUUACUAUUUUGUUGUCUUUACGAUGGGUGUUUUACCCCAGCGAAUCUUUUGUAUUUACGACCAAAUUGGCCUGUCCGCGGUUGAUCGCCACGACAAACACAAAGCCAGGGUGUCAGAUUGUCGGUAGGGCAGUGCAUUUUAUUUGAUCAAACACAAGCGUAGUGUUUUCUCGAUUUGGACUUGCAUUUUGCGUUUUGAAGUGUUUUUAUGUUGUAUAUCCGUCUGCGUUCACUGCGCAUCACCGCAGCUUGGCCAGGAAAGAACACCUGUGUGCCUUCUCUUCUGCUCUCCUGUAGUCACAUUAUGAUUGUUGAGCAGAGAACAGAUAACCCCGAGGCGCCGCGUCUGUCUUCAUUUGUUUGAUAGAACAGGAGAAGAAGCAGCGGAAACACCUCAAGCUUAAAAGCAAGCAUGGAGAGAGCAUCCCUCAUUGCCAAGAGCUGAAAUGUUAAGGUUGCAGACCGAGAGUGUCGGAUUAAAUCAGCAGACUGGUUGCUUUCAAGUGACGGACAGGAAGAGCUGCUUAACACAAAAGCCUUCGUGUGGUUUGAUGCCGCUCCCAAUCUCAGUUGUGAACAAGACGUGCAGAAUCUCCCCUCUUCUGUGAGAUUGAGCCUUGUGCAGCAGAGCCCCUAUGGAGUGGUCACUGGAGAGCGUGAGGGAGAUGGUGGCUGGAGGAAUGCAGUCUGUGAGAGAGUGCGAGAUCUGUGCUUGUGCCACACUGGUGUGUGUCCUUCUGCUGUUCUUGUGGUACUGCUACAGGGUCGGUCGGGAUCAUAGCACCAGUCCGUUGCGAGGAAGGUAUCUGAGCGGGCCCGGCAGGAUCGGAGGGGUGGUGGGGGGCUUCAUUGGCUCAGACUGUCGCAAUAGGGGCAAACCCGGAUCCAUGUUAGAGGAGCAGAACGGCUUCGCUUUUUGCCAGUCGUCCGAGUGUUUCCGCUGCACCAGCGCUGGAGAAAGUCUCAACCAGAGGCUCUAUCACAGCCUGCAGGAAUACGCCAAACGCUACACCUGGUCAGGUAUGGGCAGGGUGCACAAAGGAGUUCGCGACCAAGGCCGAUACCUUAACAGCCGACCCACCAUCCAGCGGCCUGAGGUCUUCUUCCUCCCUGACCUACCGUCAGCUCCUUUCUUCUCCAGGGAAAUUCAGAGACAUGAUGUGGAACUCCUGGAGCAGAGCUUCCCAGCCCUUCUAGCUGAGUUUGAGAGCAUCUACAAUCAACCCCCCGCCCGCAGCGGCUCCCUGCUGCCACCGGGAUGGAAAGCCAACAACACUCCUCGUGGCCAAUGGUGGACCUACUAUCUGGUCAACCAAGGCACCCCUCUGGUACUUAAUGUCAGGAGGUGUCCACGGGCCUGGCGGGUGCUGGGCCAGCUGCGCACUUUUAUCGCCAACAACAUGUUCGGAAACGCCUGUUUCUCCGUGCUGUCGCCGGGAGCGCUCAUCACCGAACAUUACGGUCCCACAAACGUGCGUCUCCGCUGCCACCUGGGUCUCCGAGUGCCCCCCUCCUGUGAGCUUGUAGUUGGUGGAGAGCCCCAGUGCUGGUCUGAGGGCAGCUGUCUGCUUUUUGAUGACUCUUUCCUCCAUAGGGCCUUCCACGAGGGGGGUCCAGAGGACGGCCUGAGGGUGGUCUUCAUGGUGGACCUCUGGCACCCCAAUGUGGCCGCCGCCGAGAGACAAGCUUUAGACUACAUUUUCACCCCAGGCCGCUUAGAGGAGAAGGAAGGCAAAUAAGUGAGCAUAUGUGAAGAAUUCUGUCCAACCAAGAGAUAGAGGUGUGUGGCGCAGACCAAAUAUUCCUCUGCUUUCAAGACCAGCUCUCACAUUCACUGUGUGGUUCAUUUUCUUUCUUUUAUCUCUGAGCUCAACUUGGGAAGCUUCACAAAUAUUUGCCACAUGUCCAUGUCAACAGCAAAUUUUAAUAUCGUUAGAGUGAGUUCCAACAGUAAUGAAGGAUUUGAAAUAAAAUAAUCAUGCGAUGCUUUCAGUUCGAUUUUAAGAAAUUAAGUUCUGUGUUGCGCUAACACAUUUGUUACACACUGUCUAUUUUGUAAUGGACAGGUAAGCGCCCAGAUCUAAAGCCAGUUGUUUUUUUUAUUUACUUAUUGAUGGCAAAAUUAAAAGGCAAAAAGGGAAGGUGGCUCCUUUGAAAGUCUGGCAAAUAAAUGUCCAGAGAAGAAACUCUUGCUAAUGUCCAUUGUACCAUCUGUUGUCAUCUGUGUGGUACUACUAAUGCAGUAAUUACAUGAAUGUUUACAUCGCAAAUGUGGCUGUGGUCGUGACUCCUGCAAUUGAGGUCACUUAAUUGCACUCACAGUCCCCACCGACUUGUACAAGACAUGGUUGAAUAAGCACAGUUCUUGUAUGACUCGAUCUGUGCAACCAGUCACAAUGAUGAGCACGUAUUUGUUCAAUUUGGCAAGGUGUGGUCAUUUGGAUCUAUUUGAUAUCACAUUUGUAUUCUUGUAAAUACAGCGUGUGAGGGUUCAACCUAAUUUGGGUGGAGAAAAAUGGUCUAUUGCUUCUAACUAUUGUGAUGUCUUGAGUUAAAUAAUUUGAUGGUCCAAACACUGUUGGUUGCAAUUUACUGAUUCUGUAAAAUAAUUUUCGAGUUGCUCUGCUGCUGAUCUUAAGAUAUUUGAUUUGAUGCAUGACCUGCAAACCAUGGAUACGUUUAUCUAACCCGAAUCCGUAUUUACACACAUCAUAAAGUAUGCGUGCUGUUUCAAAGGGCCUUUUUUUAUUUUGCACAUGAAAAAUAAUCUCAAGCAGCUUGGUGUGUUGUUUGCAAUCUAACACUGAUGUUUACAAUGUCUAAGAACAAUGGCACUCACAUUGAGCUGUCUGUUUUUAAAUUUUGACUUACGGAUGACAGUCGUCAACAUGAAGAAGAGCAUAAGUAUUAUGGCUUGUUUAGAUUUCACGGUGGACAGCAACAUUGUGGUUACGUUUGGAUUAGAGACGGUAACAAACUUUAACUCGCUUGUGGAUGCAACAGCGACCUCUGCUGUCUGAAUUGAUAAUUACAGGACACUGGUGCCUAUAAUGCUUUUGCCACCCGCGUGGCAUGGAACUACAAAGAAAAACAAUUUAAAGGACUUGGACAUGUUGAGGUGAUAGUUCGUAAUGCUAUUGUGUGAUCUUAGAUGGAUAGGACAGUAACAGUGCCUUCAAAAGUCUUUACAAACAACUUUUGAACUUUAGUAUGUCGUAUGUUGUUAUUGUGUGGGGAGUUUGAGCUAACAAAGGUUUGGUGGAAAUAACCAUCUGUAAACCAUCAAAAAUGUGUGUGGUUUUUUUUUUAAAUUGUAUUAAAAUAUUCCCAUUAUGUUGCUUCCUUGUGUAUAUUUUCAAGUGUUUCUGCACAUGUAAUAAAUGGUCAACAACA
This is a messenger RNA of Syngnathus typhle (broad-nosed pipefish), 3396 nucleotides long. It is a transcript of the gene asphd2, whose product is annotated as aspartate beta-hydroxylase domain containing 2. Bases 639 to 1742 code for a protein of 367 amino acids. The record is from RefSeq and is a predicted model, not a curated record. The transcript has 4 exons. NCBI's taxonomy places the organism in Eukaryota, Metazoa, Chordata, Actinopteri, Syngnathiformes, Syngnathidae.